This is a messenger RNA of Trichomonas vaginalis G3, 771 nucleotides long. Its product is annotated as Ankyrin repeat family. NCBI's taxonomy places the organism in Eukaryota, Parabasalia, Trichomonadida, Trichomonadidae. Bases 1 to 771 code for a protein of 256 amino acids. The transcript has a single exon. The record is from RefSeq and is a predicted model, not a curated record. Gene Ontology annotation, molecular function: protein binding.
AUGAGUGAAUACACUCAAGUGACUGAUAAAUAUGGUUCAUCUUUUCUUCUUUAUGCUGCCCAAAGGAAUAAUAUUGAUGCAGUCAAAUUCUUUCUUUCUCUUCCAAAUGCUGAUAUAUAUGCAAUUAAUCGGAACGGUAUUUCAGCUCUUCAACAUGCAUUAAACACAGAUAAUGCCGAACUAAUGAAAAUAUUAGUUUCUCACUCGAAUUUCAAUGCAAAAUAUUAUUACAAAGAUGGAGGUACAAUUCUUCAUCACGCAGUUCAAGAAAAUAAAAUAGAAGUUGUUAAAUGUCUUUGUUCAAUUCCAAGUAUUGAUGUUAAUGCCAAAGAUCAAUAUUCUAAAAAGACACCUCUUCAUUACGCUAUUCAAGAAAAUUAUCAUGAAAUUUUAAAGUAUAUGUGCUCCAACAGUAAAAUUGACAUUAAUUCUAAAGAUGAGAAUAACAUGACACCACUUCAUUACGCAGCUCAAACUAAUAACCUAGAAGUUGCCAGAAUUAUUUGUUCACGAAUUGAUGUUGAUCUCAAUGCAAUAGAUGAUAAUAAAAUGACUCCUUUGAUAUAUGCCGCCAAAUUUAAUUCAACAGAAGUUAUCAAAUAUUUAAGUUUCUUACCAAAAAUUAAUUUCACAGCAACGGAUGAUCAAGAUAAAAGUGCAUAUGAUUAUUCAAACGAAAAUAAUAAUGCCGAGGCCGUCAAUAUUCUCUCUAUUCAUCAUCCAACCAAAAAUAAUAGCAAUCAACUACAUUCAGUUCCACAACUUAAUUAA